AAAAAAAAUAAGAAGGUAUUUAUCAAAUCUUUUUGAUUCUCUUCACUCAAAGUUUAAAGGAGUGAGAGGGGGGACAAGUUUCUAGAAUAUUAGCUAUGGGGAAGAAAAAUAGCAUGCAAUGUUAUCACGACCGAUAUUUGCAGGUAUUUGCUAGUGGAUUACAUUGGGCGAAUAGGACGACACAGUUUAGUUAGAAUUGGACUUGAUGCUUUUCUCCGGGACACAGUCAGAGAGCAAAAAGUCCACGACUGAUCAACGCAAAACCAAUCACUGGAUUUUAACGUUGUUGGUUGUCCAGCAAAACACGACGACGUUGACGGGACUGACUGCCCUUCAUUACGCCGCCACCCAUUCCAAUGAAAUCACUGCCGAGCAUUUGAUCAACAAGGGCGCAAAUGUCAAUCGUCGAGCCAAUGAUGGCCGGACGCCGCUUCACUUGGCUGCACUUGGUGCAAAAGACAUGAAAAUCAUCGACGUUUUACUAAAGAACAUUACCGAAGGAGAUUUUGGACAGCAUAGAAAGGAUGACCAACUUUUUUUUCACGUGAUGCUUAACAUGCAAGGACUAGAAAUGAAAAUUUGCGGUCGGCUGUUGGAAAAGGGCAUAAUGGAACUAACUCCGAGUAGCGAAACUGACGAUUGUACUGGAGAAUCCGACGACGAAGCAACAGGCGUCAAUACUCGCCGCUUCGAAGACAAAGGCGCCAAUCCUUCAAUUGACUUGACGGAAUUUGAUGACCAUGACUUAUUAAUAGCGCGAGUCAAUAUAUCACAGCAGGAAAUUGAUGAAAUCCUGAAAGAAGGACAAUUCGAUAUCAACGGCCGCGAUGAGAAUGGAGACACUCCACUUAUUAUUGCAAUACGCGCACACAACGUGAAGACUGUUGGCUACCUGCUGAAAAACGGAGCCGAUCCCACCAUACGCAACAGCAAAGGCUUCACUCCAUUUCAUCUGUCAGUGGAUAGCGAUGAAUUUUCCUAUUUUAUCAACUUACUUCUGCUGCAAAGUGGAAAGGUUGACAUCAAUGAAACAACAUCUUAUUGUGGAUUGACCGCCCUCCAUCUGGCAAUUAUGAACUCCAACCUUAUUGGAGUAUUUUUCCUAUUAAGUAGAAGAGCUAACCCCAACGUCGCUGAUGAAAAUGGAGCCACUCCACUUCAUUGGGCGGCAAGGAAUGCCAAAGACAUGAACAUUGUCGAGUUACUCCUCAAUCACAAAGACGUGGAUAUCAAUUGCUUGGACAAAAUAGGGCGAAAUGCGCUAGAUUACGCUACGAUGAACACACACGGGCACGGCGAAAGAAUAGCCAAUCUGCUGUUGAAAGGGAAAAGCGUCGGGGAAAGUGAAAACGAACUGGCCAAAGGAAACAAUGACUAUUUAAAAAAACAUAUGCGUGAUUACUUAAAUGAAAAACCCAGCGAAAUUGAAAACUGUGUAGCCGACGAUACAAUACCAAUUGAGGCCAAAAUCGAUAAAAUUUUGGAAAAAGACGACUAUCUGGUUUCAGCUGUCAAAAAUUCAAACGUAGAAAGUGUUCGUCUCCUAUUGAAAAAUGGAGCAGAUACAAAGAUAUGGGGAGAAAAGGGAGAGAAUGCGCUUCAUUUGGCAUCACUUAAUGCAGAGACGACAGAUGUCAUCGACGUAGUUUUAGAAACUGAAAAAUUCGACAUCAACGGAGUUAACAAUCGUGGAUGGACACCUCUUUAUUAUGCAAUCGCGACAAACAACUUGGAAACAGUUCGUCACCUGAUUCAAAAGGGAGGCGAUCCCACCGUCGCCAACAAGGAUGGCAGCACCCCACUUCAUGCGGCGGUCUAUCAUGUAAAAUCGAUCGAAACAGUCGGUCUACUCCUGGAAAACAAACAAGUCGAUAUUAAUCGUCGUGACACAAAUGGCUUGACUGCCCUUCAUUACACAAUAAAAGCAAUGGAGAGAGAACAAUCCAACAACGUGGAGAUGGUUCGCUACUUGCUGGAAAAGGGAGCCGAUCCCACCAUACGCAACAACGACGGCACCACUCCAUUUCAUUUGUCAACAACAUUUCUGACAAACACCGAUGUUCUCGGUCUCAUGCUGGAAAACAAAAUAAAGAUUGAUAUCGACGAAAAGAAAAACGACGGAUUGACUGCCCUCCAUAUAGCAAUUGGCAUAUCCAACCUGACUACUGCUCGAUUCCUGUUGUCAAAAGGAGCAAACCCCAACGUCACUGAUGGAAAUGGACGCACUCCACUUCAUGUGGCGGUAUUACUGGCUAAAGACAUGGACAUGGUAAAACUACUCGUCAAUCAUCCAGACGUGGAUGUAAACUAUUUGGACAACAGAGGAAUUCAUGCGCUGGUUUACGCAAUGGGCAACAAGCACGGGUUCGGCGAAGAAAUUUUCAAUCUGUUGAGGGAAAAAGGCGCCGUGCUGAAGGAAGAAGGAAACACCCACGAACCGGAGAACUUUGAGACAUUGGUUGAUUCGUUCCUGGAAAAUAUUAUGCUAGAAAAAGCACAAGAUAGUAGCGCGAUAACAGAGGGAGAAAACGGAGCGAACGCACAUCACCUGACGGCAACUUUUGAAAAGAUAACGGGACUCAUUGAUUCCCUUCAGGAAACUAACCUGUACGCUGGGCCAACUGCUCCCAAUUGCACAUCAGAUGACAACAACGAGAAUAUGGUGAAGGAAGUUCUAAAAGAGGCAAUCAGACAUUCAGAUGCUGAAAAGGUUCGCAAUCUGAUAGAAAUGGGAGCAGAUCUCGGCAAAACGACGUGGAGAAAAGGAGUGAAUGCCCUUCACGUGGCAUCGCGUAAUGCAAAGAAAACGGAAAUACUUGACGUCAUUCUGGAAACUGGCGAUUUCGACAUCAACGGAGGUGACGAAAAUGGCAGAACUGCUCUUUACUACGCAAUUAUCGAUAAAAACGUGGAGACUGUUCGCUACUUGCUGGGAAAGGGAGCCGAUCCCACCAUAUACGCUAACGAUGGCCUCACUCCAUUUCACGUGGCGGCGGCAUCAAGUCAAGAAACCGACAUUCUCGACUUGUGUCUGGCGAAUAACAACAUACUUGAUAUCAACCAUCCAGACCAAUCUGGAAUGACUGCCCUCCACUGGGCAGCCGCGGAAUCAAACUCAGUUACAGCAAAAUUUCUUUUAGCAAAUGGAGCUAACCCCAACGUCACUGGUGGAAAUGGACGCACUCCACUUCACGCAGCGACGUGGAUGUCAACUGCUUGGACAAUUGGGUAA
Daphnia pulicaria is the source of this 3232-nucleotide messenger RNA. RefSeq names its product ankyrin-2-like. Gene Ontology annotation, molecular function: protein binding. NCBI's taxonomy places the organism in Eukaryota, Metazoa, Arthropoda, Branchiopoda, Diplostraca, Daphniidae. The record is from RefSeq and is a predicted model, not a curated record. The coding region runs from base 206 to 3232 and encodes 1008 amino acids. The transcript has 3 exons.